AUUUUGGUGGGAUGGGGAUGGGGAAUUGAGAAAGGAACUCCCUCCUUUUCAAUACCUGGGUAGGGACAGGUAAUUGGGAGGGAAUUCCUCCUCUACUUUAUCUAAGCAAAUCACAGCCAUCCAUUUUUAUUAAUGACCUAAUCUCCAACUAAACUCCCUAUCAAUUCCAUCAGCUCUACCAAACAAGAUAUUGGGAUUAAAAAUCAAAUUCCCAUCUUGAUCUCGUCAUAAAUUCCCUCGUGUAAAUUCCCAAUCCCCUUCCCUCGAGUUACCAAACAAGCCGUAGUUCGAUAAGAAAAUUACAAGAGUUACACAUUGGACAUAUCUGACACUUAUAUUACAACGCUACCAAAUGAGAUUAGUAAAUUGCAGUCUAUGUGUCCUCCGUGGUAGAAGACAAGGAUCCUACUAUGACCUUGAUACAUAUAAUCGUAAGGAACGUGUACUUAUUUUAUCAUGUAUUCCUUUGAUUAUGGCUUUAAGUGAUUCUGAUAACCAUAGAAGACUAAUUACCGAUCUACACACGGGUUGUUCAAGUCAUUGGCAUAGAAUUAAAGAUGGUGUAAGGGUACCAAGAGGAAUCAAGAAUUUGAAGAGAUUGAAAGUACUAGAGAUAGUGGAUAUCGCGGUAACUGACAGCAAAGCAAUUCAAGAGUUGGGGGAACUUAACCAGCUAAGAAAACUAAGUGUCAUGACAAAAGGGUCAAACAAGAAAAAGUGCAAAAUACUUUGUGCAGCCAUCGAAAAGCUCACUUCCUUCAAAUCUCUCUAUGUGGAUGGUGAUCAUGGAUACUCACUUGAUGGAACACUUGAGUGUCUUGAUUCUAUUUCCCAUCCUCCUUCCCUCAAGAGCCUUAGAUUGAAGGGGUGUAUUAAGGAGACACCCAACUGGUUUAGGGAGCUCAAACACUUGGUGAAGAUUUACUUAUAUAAAAGUCACCUAAAUGGAGAUACCAUGGAGAUACUCGGGGAACUACAUAAUCUCAUGGAUCUUCACUUUCGUUGGUAUGCAUACGUUGGGGAGAAGCUAGUGUUCAUUGAGGGAGCAUUCCAAAAUCUCCGGAAGCUUGUUGUUGAAACUGAGGAUAAACUAAGAGAGGUGAGGUUUGAGGAGGGCACCUCACCCCAGAUGGAAUGGAUAGAAAUCUGUCAUUGCGAACUGAUAUCAGGGAUUGUUGGUGUCAAGCACCUUCCAAGGCUCAAGGAGAUAGGACUCAAAUCUGCUAAAGUGGCAAGGCUUGGUCAGCUGGAGGGUGAAGUGGACACACACCCCAAUCGGCCCAUAUUGCGCCUGUCUGAGAAGCGAAGCUAUCACGACUUGGGGGAAACCCAUGUAUCUGUUGUUGAGGUGGAAGUGGCGGAUGAGCCCCUUCUCACCAGCAGCCUGUGGACGUUGACGAUCGAACAACAACCACAAAACCCAAUAGUUAGCGAAGAAUGCUCGAUGGUGCCGAUCUCGCCUCUAGAUGGUGAUGAUGAUCAGUUCUCCGUUGUGAGCUCUCCUGGCUGCCUGUAGUGCUGAUCCCGGAGUCCCCUGCUGCAUUUUCCACCUCCCGUGCCUGAGGUCAGUUCAGUAUCUGCCCUGAGUCACCAUGCCGGUAUUUGUUUGUUUCUAUAUGAUUUGAUUAGUAGGAUGCUUUUUGUUUUUGAAAUUUUGUAUCAUGAUUGGUUGGAGCGUGUGAUUAGGUUUCUUACAGGUGCAGCAGAGGUCGUAUUUUGUUUUAAUGUGCACACCAGAUGUUCGUCCAAAUGUCUUGUCAAAAUUUUUUUAUCUUUUGAUUUGUCAAGUAUUUAUGAUUCGCAAUAUGAAACAUCGUUGGUCAGGAUCUGUGCUGCACGUAUCGAUGCAAUGUAAUGAUCCAAGUUACGGUUCCGUUUGUUCGUUAUCUUCUUAUCAAUUUAGGCCCUGUUUUUUUUUCAGCUUGGGAUUUUUAUAAUCUAGAUUAUUGAGUCAGAUUACUAUAAACUAGACUGUUAUAAUAUGUAGUAGAAUAAACGGUUAGUUGUUUCUUUCCUAGAUUAUUAGAGCCUAGAAUAUUAGGUUUGCAAGUCUAAAGAGGGAGUGGGGUGGCAUGGUGGGUAAUUUUUCACCCAAUAAUCU
Molecule: messenger RNA, 2101 nt
Organism: Oryza sativa Japonica Group (Japanese rice)
Lineage: Eukaryota; Viridiplantae; Streptophyta; Magnoliopsida; Poales; Poaceae
Product: disease resistance protein RPM1-like
Source: RefSeq, a predicted model, not a curated record